AGAGGAAUCAUGCGAAACACAAUGGGACGAGAUGUUUAAGAAGUUACACUCAUCGUUUGCCUAACUUCAUCUACUUAACUACAUACGGCAUCCAUUCAUACUUAAAAGUCUUUCAUUUAACUAUUCAAAGUCUGUUAGAAUGUGUACUUCUUGAGAUAUAAGCUGCUUUCUUUUUCGACCAGUCGAAAGUUGGAUUAGUGUGAUCAGAGUUUGUAGACAGAAGUAAUGGCGAUAGCGCAUGCCGCUACGGAGUAUGUGUUCACGGAUUUCGUGCUUAAGGAGUCCGCGUCAGAGAACCGGUAUAAGGGCAUUCGGUUAGAUCUGGCGCUGGAUAAGAUGGUCACCUGUAUCGCGGUCGGUCUGCCGCUUCUUCUCAUUUCUCUUGCCUUCGCCCAGGAAGUGUCUGUCGGUACGCAGAUUAGCUGUUUCUCCCCCACAAAGUUCUCGUGGCGUCAGGCUGGUUAUGUGGAUUCAUAUUGCUGGGCGGCCGUACAAACACAGGACACAGGAGGCCUGCCACUGUGGCUGCAUAAGUUUUUCCCUUAUAUCCUGUUGCUGGUGGCAGUAUCGGUGUACGUGCCAGGGUUGUUUUGGCGGUUCACGGGAGCCCCUGUGCUUUCUUCUGAUCUGACUUUUAUAAUGGAAGAACUGGACCGUUCCUACAACAGAGCAAUCAAACUGGCCAAACGCCUUCACACUUCAGGAGCACUGGACUCUCAGUCUGCCCGGGUGGACUCUCACAGCUCUGUGCUGGACCUUACCGAAAGCUGUUUUAGAUAUCCUCUGGUGGAACAGUAUUUGAAGACCAAACGCUUCUCUCGUGGACUACUGGUCCAAUACCUCUUGUGCCGCGGAGUCACAUUCUUGGCCCUCAUAUUAGCCUGCGUCUACCUUUGCUAUUACAUCCGCCUCUCCAUCACGGAUGAGUUUCAGUGUGACAUCCGGUCUGGAGUGGUUAUUAAUGACUCCUCAGUACCACCAGCCAUGCAGUGCAAGUUAGUUGCAGUGGGCAUCUUCCAGCUACUGAGCUACAUCAACCUGUUUGUUUAUUUGCUGCUGUUGCCAUUGUGCUUGUACGCCAUGUUGGUUCCAUUCAGAAGGACCACAGGAUUCUUGAAGCCCUACGAGAUGCUGCCCACGAUAGGGGUAAUGCAGUUUGGGAGACUGGCCUGGGAUGAUCUUGCUCUAUAUUUGCUGUUUCUGGAGGAGAACUUGAGUGAGCUGAAGAGUUACAAGUGCCUAAAGGUGUUAGAGCUGUUGAAGGAGGAUGGAGAAGAGUCAUUCGACAUCAUGCUGUUGUUACAGACUCUUGGACAGGUAAAAACAGACAUGGUGGAUAGCAGAUUGCCUAAAGACGGGAAAACCUCAAACAUCAACAUCAAUGGCACAGAGAUGAAAGAGGUUUCUCCGCUUCUUCAGGAGAACAGCUUGAGAAAGUGUGAAGAUGAGAAAGUUAUGCGCCAGAGGGUGAUCUGAAUUGCUGUUUCUAUGGUGACCACACUGCCAGCGUCUUGCUGAGGCUCCCAACAUCUGAAAAAUAUGGAGGAAUACAUUUGGGGUGGGGACUCUCCCCCUUGCAGUUUCUCUGCAAUAAAUUCAUAAAGUUUUUUUCUCAGGACACAUCCUUUACUAUGUACUACUAAAGAAUGUGUGCACAGCUGAGCUCCCAGAACUUGGCUUUAAGUGCCUUUUGCACAAUUUUUUUUUCUCAUUUGAAAUAUUGAUGUUGUGAAGCUUAAACUCACAUGUACCAAAAUAACAAUCAAGGUUAGGAAUUUGUAUAGAGGAUGGCCAUCAGAUGUGAUACAACAUGAUGAUGCAAUCAAAUUCUGUUGUGUGGUUUAAUAUUACUUAUAUUAUUUUUUUGUAGCAGAGAGUUUUAUUUUUUAAACUCAGUUUUGUGGUACCUUUUAAUAGUAACUUUGCACUGAAGAAAAUGUCUGGCUUUAACAGGGAUUCUGUUAUCACCAUAGUAAGUAACAGCAACAUUUGCUGAUUUUGUCGGUCUGAAAUAAUGAAAGAAUUGUUAUAAAUUGAAAGAAAAGUGUGGGCAAGCACCUACAGAAUGCCACAUUGAUUUGGAUUUUUAAAACUGAAUGUCAUGCAUAUGGAAAAACAAAAUGGAAGCGAUUCCCUGAUGCAGUUGUAUAUGCUUAUAAUAGACAUAAAUCAAUAGUACAUGAGUCCAUGAAGGCUCAGUUGUCAUGGCAAUGUAGGACUGUGUCAGUGUUGUCCUAUCUACUGAUGUUGAUACAAUAUUGCAAUUGUAUUUAUAAACUGUUUUUCCCAUUUUCAUGUGUUUGUACAUUAUUUUGAAUUUUUAUUUUGAGGGGAAUCAGAGGCUCAGAACUUUUCACUCGAGAGAAACAUUGCAGUUACUGUAACGGGGGAUUCAAAUGGGAAAGGAGGAGGUGGGAACCGGACUAGCCAUCAAAGUAAUAUUUUAAUUAAAACUUAAAAGACACACACACACACACACACACACACACACACACGGCAGCUGCAUGUGUGUCUCUCUCUCCCAAACUGCUGCAUCCGGCUGCCUUUAUCCCUCUCCUCAGCUGAUUAGCCCGAUUGGGGCCGCCCUCCUCGUCACACAGACAAAAGUUGUAUGUUUGCUCGCAUGGAUUUGAAGGCAUCGUAGAAAAAGUGGUAGUGCCUUAUGCAUUUGUAAGGAGGGUAAAAGAUAUGCUGUCACGCUUGUAUUUACAGGUUAAUUCAGGACAAGUGAUAUUUGGCCCUGAGCAGACAACUUUACAAAUCCUUCCAUGUACUUUCUCCAUCUGUGCUUGAAUGUGGAUUCACAAGGCUUAGGUUCACCAGUGUUAGUUGUCAGUUUGUGUUUUAACUGUUGUAUACAACAAAAUGGGAACUGCAUUAGAAGAUUGAUGUCAUGUAAAACAGUGAAAAAAAUUGUGGGAAAUGCUACAUCUGCUGUCUCAUGUAGUGCAGAGAUUGAUAUUGUCAUUUUGUUAGUAUUCAUGAUUUUUUGCAUAUUUCUUUCCAGAGAUACCUAAAAAUUGUUGUGCUUUGUAUCUCUCUCUGUUCUCUGAAAGUAAAGUGCACUGAUUUUACACUU
This is a messenger RNA of Myxocyprinus asiaticus (Chinese sucker), 3079 nucleotides long. It is a transcript of the gene panx1a, whose product is annotated as pannexin 1a. Gene Ontology annotation, molecular function: channel activity. Lineage: Eukaryota; Metazoa; Chordata; Actinopteri; Cypriniformes; Catostomidae. The coding region runs from base 226 to 1476 and encodes 416 amino acids. Gene Ontology annotation, biological process: positive regulation of interleukin-1 production; monoatomic cation transport. The transcript is spliced from 6 exons. The record is from RefSeq and is a predicted model, not a curated record.